UCGGUUAAGCGCGGCUGGUGUUUCGCUCUCGACAGCAGCGCAUCGACUGACCGUCGACAAUGCGGCUACUGCCCGACUACAUUACGGGAAAGGGUGACUUCAGCCACUCCAAAAACUCCUAGAGACACGCGGGGAAAUACCGUUCGCCGGAUUCGGAUGCCCGGAGCCAGUCCACCCGCCAGAGUCGAGCCGUAUCACAUGCACAGCGGUUGCCGGGUUUUUGACAAAUCGAACGCUCCCGGCGCCGUGUUUUGUUGUUGUUUUUCAGCGGCGUAUCGUGUUUGGCCUGUCAAAGCGUGUGACUUUUUCACUCGAACGACGAGACCGGAUUAACAGGGAUGCACAUGACUAAAAAGACGAGGAACACAAUGAAACCACCGUCGCAGGCUCAGUCAUCUCCUGUAAGCAGCCUACUAUUUGAAGGUGUUUACAACAACGCUCGGAUGCUUCAUUUCCUCACAGCGGUCGUGGGUUCCACUUGUGAUGUGAGAGUGAAAAAUGGCACCGUGUAUGAGGGAAUCUUCAAGACUCUGAGCGCACAGUGCGAGCUGGCUGUGGACGCUGUUCAUAAACGGAGUGAUGGAGAUGGAGGUGGUGGAGGUGAGGAGGGAGGAGGAGGAGGAGGAGGAGGAGGAGGAGGAGGAGGAGGAGGAGGAAGCCAGUCCCCUGCGCCCAAAAUUGAGGAUAUCACUGACACCAUGAUCUUCAGCCCGACUGACCUGGUCACCAUGACCUGCCGGGAUGUUGAUCUAAACUUUGCCAUCAGAGACGCGUUCACCGACACGGCCAUCAGCUCGUCGCGGGUGAACGGGGAGCACAGGGAGAAGGUGCUGCAGAGGUGGGACGGGGAUGGAAACGGCGAAAACUUUGAGCUGGAGUCAGACACAUCAAACGGCUGGGAUGCCAACGAGAUGUUCAAGUUUAACGAGGAGGCAUACGGCAUCAAGUCCACCUAUGACUCCAGCCUCGCCAUGUACACCGUGCCUUUGGAGAGGGGGAACUCGGAGCUUUACCGGCAGCGUGAAGCGCGAGCGGCUCGGUUGGCCAGCGAGAUCGAGGGCAGCCUGCAGUCCCGCCGGCGGGUUUCUUUAGAGAACGAAGAGGGCAGGAGCGAGGAGGACAAAUACAGCUCUGUGGUCCGAGAGAGGGAGGACAGGGCCAGCCCUGGAUUCUCCUCCACCGGCAGGGAAGGUAAAUACAUUCCUCGGGCUCGAGAGAUCGGCCUGUCUGCCGGCGGCGCGAGGGCCGCAGCCUCCAGUCGAACCGCAGCACCGACCUCCUCCAGGCACCCGCCGCCCAGCUCCUCCUCACCCAAACCGACGUCUGAUAGGAGCAGCCCACUGUCCGUGAGAACCGCCUACUCUCCUCACCAAUCGCAGAGCAGCCCGCCCGCGGCCAGCAGCCCGCCCUGCACCGGUCUCGUUCUCCCACACUCCCUCUCGCAUCCACAGGCGCUGGCGGACACGACCCGCUCGCCUGUUAACGGAGUUGCGUUGAGAACUUCCCCAAAAUCCCAGAGACUUCAGAGCAACAGACACCUGCGGACCCCAAACUCCCAGUCCUCCCCUGCAGUUUCUCGUGCUCCAAAACCAGACGCCCCUCCCCAGGACCUCCCCCUGGUGGGCCCCACCUGCCUGGACUCUUCCCCCUCCACUGUCCCCAUGGCAACCAAAACCACCGCCACCACCAAACCCUCCGGCCCCACCCCGCUCUUCCCUGUCGACGUGAACGAAAUCCUAAGUUCAGCGGCUAAAGAGCGAGCUGAGAAUCUGUCCAGUCCGCAGGAAGGCAAGAGCAGCAAAGCUCCAUCGGUUCAGCAGAGAUCUCAGCUGGAGGAGCUCCGCAAGUUUGGGAAAGAGUUCAGGCUGCAGCCUACCUCCUCUCCUUCAGCGAGCCCGGCAUCUGCAGAUCCACCUCAGCACAGCUCUGCCCUUCCUCCCGACUCCGCUUCCUCCUCCUCAUCCUCCCCCAGCCCCCCUAAACCUGCCACCUCCCUCGCCCCCUCUGCUCAAGAUCUGCAGCAGACCACAGAGGCGGCUCCCCCCAACGCCGCACCUGCCGCUCCGACCCCUCCUGCACCACCUGGCCCCCAGUCCUCAGGGCCAGAGGGGGCCCAGCCUGGGACGCCCCAACCGACCCCGACCCCCGGCAGCGGUGAGGAGCCCUGUACAGAAAGCAGUGAGCGAACAGAGGCUGUGUCAGUAGCCGCAGCGCAAGUGAAAAACUCAACGCUGAAUCCAAACGCGAAAGAAUUUCUUCCCGUAAAAGGAAACUCAGCAGCGAAGCCUGCACCGACCCCCACUCCUCCUCGACCCACCCCUCCCAGCCCCUCCGUGAUGCUGCCUCCUCCAGGACAGCAAGGAGGGGGGGCCAUCUACAGCAGCCCGCCUGGACACUACCUGUCCUACGUCUCCCCCAUCCCCAUCCAAGGACACUCCAUCCAGGCUGCUCAGAUGUAUCAGUACACGAUGUCGACUGUUAACCAGGGCAAAUACCCCAGAGCCAAAGGCCCAGUGGUGGGACCCCGCCCAGAUCACCACACCUCCCCAGCCUCCCCCAUGAUCUCAGCUGCAGCCUCCGCAGCUGGACCCCCGCUGGUGGCUUCGCCUUACCCCCUGUCCUACCUGCAGUACGGUCAGGUGAUCCAGACCAUGCCCCCACACUAUCACGGACAGACAGUUUACUCGAUGCUGCAGGGGGGUGCAAGGAUGCUGACAUCCGGGUCCCCUCAUCAGCCGAUGGGUCCUGGCCCCCAGUACCCCGGCCAGGCUGAGGGCCCACCAGGACCACAACAAGCCAUGUAUGCUCCUCAGUCGUUCUCUCACCACUCGGGCUCCAUCCAUCCUCCGCAGCCCUCAAGCACCCCCACCGGGAAUCAACCCCCACCCCAGCACACAGCACCCAGUCCAGGACACUCUCAGUCGAGUCAGGGCGGUCAUCAGCCUCAGUCCCUGUUCCACGCCGGAGGUCUCUCGGCUCCCGCUCCUCCUAACCUGCCGCCGGGCCACAGCUCCCCGCAGGCCUCCUACGCCAUGCAGGGAUACAGCCUCCCCACCCAUCAGCCGCUGCCUCACGGCUUCCCGUCAAUCGGCCAGCUCGCACAGGCUCACGUCGCAGGACCUCACCACUCUGCCGGCCACGGGCCCCCGCCGGUCGUGCUGCACUACACCGCCCCUCAGCAGGGCGGCGGCUCCAACCCCCAGCACGGCCCGCCGCCCCAACAGGGAGCACCGCAGCACUUCUACAUCGGGCCACCCCAGGCUGUUCAGGUUCAGGCUCACCCCACCCAGCAGCUGUCCUUCCAUCCCUCUGCAAACUGAACUGUCCUCAUCACAGCUGGAUUCAGGAGUGAGGACGGCAGCGUGACCGCGUGACGAAACCCCAACAUCCCAAAACGACUCAUAACAUUCCCACCUCCCGACGUCGAUCUUAUUACGUCCCUGUUUUUACCCGUGUCUUUUAGAAAAGCAGAGAAUGGACAGAAACGUCUUUCAGGAGAAAGUUUUCUGGAUUUUCAUAUGUAAGUACAGACAGUUUUCACACAGGGACACGAGACUGGACUGAAGACAUAAACCGAUGGAAAGUUUUGGACUGAUGACAGUGGAAACAUUGUCUUUUCUCCCCAUCCCACCUCUGUCCUUUUACAGACGAAACCAGUUCAUUAAUAAUAAAACCACUGGGAAAAAACAAACAAACAACUUUUCAGUUCAGUCUCCGGCAGUUUUUGUAACACGCCACAAGCUACGGGCGACUUAAAGCUGAGAUAACUUGUGCUCUGGUGGUGGGUAGUGAGGCUCUGAGUUUUCGAGUCAGUCUCUCUUCAGAUUCCUUUAAAACACCACAACAACAACUUUGACAGAGCGAUCAUUAGUGGCUUUGAUUUUCUUAGCGUAGUUCAAUGGGAUCUGACGGCUGGACGAUGGGGAAAAAACAUCAGAGCAACAGUUCAACAUUUUGGGAAAUUCGCUUAUUUGCUUUCUUUUCUGAGCGUGAGAUCAAAACGCGGAUGUCGAUCUUAGGGUCUGGGUCACCUCUGAAGCUGAGUAAUUAACAUGAAAUUUAAAAUGAAAAGUAGAAAGAAAUAGUUCCAGUCACCUCCGGUGCCGACUGGUGUCCGACAAGACUUAGUUCUGGUCACUGAAUUGACCCCGGCUUGACAAGACGCAGACUUGUUGAACGCGGAAUAGUUUCAUCACAUAACUUCCCCCUAAGACCAGAAACGGUUGUUUUUACAUGUCUGUUUGUGCACAGGUUAAAGAAAGGAGAUGUAACGUGUUAAUCAGCCAGUUCCGCUGCUUCCUGCCUGCUGUCAGUCUUUACGCUAAGCUAAGCUAAGCUAAGCAGCUCCUGGCUUUUGCUCCGUGUUUCAGGCACAGAAACGGCCUCAAUCUUCUCAUCUAACUCUCAGCAAGGAAGCAAAUGUACCAGAAUGUCUGUUUCGUUAUUUAGUUA
Xiphias gladius (swordfish) is the source of this 4452-nucleotide messenger RNA. RefSeq names its product ataxin 2-like (gene atxn2l). The record is from RefSeq and is a predicted model, not a curated record. The coding region runs from base 339 to 3320 and encodes 993 amino acids. The transcript has 23 exons. Gene Ontology annotation, molecular function: RNA binding. Gene Ontology annotation, biological process: cytoplasmic stress granule assembly. Gene Ontology annotation, cellular component: cytoplasmic stress granule. NCBI's taxonomy places the organism in Eukaryota, Metazoa, Chordata, Actinopteri, Istiophoriformes, Xiphiidae.